Molecule: messenger RNA, 4448 nt
Organism: Camelina sativa (false flax)
Lineage: Eukaryota; Viridiplantae; Streptophyta; Magnoliopsida; Brassicales; Brassicaceae
Source: RefSeq, a predicted model, not a curated record
UCCUCAAUUACUCUCUCUGUGAGAGUCCAUUCAAAUUUUUAGGGUUCUUAAUUUUGCUCUAAUCGAUUCUCGAACUAGAUUCGUCUCCUCCUACACUUCGAGCUCCUUCUGGUUAUGUUGACGGCUUCUGAGAAAUUCUCCGCCAUUCUCUCAGGAUUAUAAAUUGAACACGGAAGAGUGAGAUCCUCUAACUCCAAACUCAUCUAUUGCUUUCAUCAUGGUUUUGGGUGUUUUCAAAGUUCUUGUCUCUGAAUUGGGAGUAUGAGUUAGAGCUUCCUUGGCUGUGCUGUGUUUCAUAGACUUAGCUAAGCUGACUCGGGAGAUUUGAUUUUUACGAGGUUUGUUGUUCCAAUGGAAUGCAAUAAAGAAGAUGCUGCGAAUGCAAAACAAAUUGCAGAGGAAAAGAUGGAGGCUGGUGAUUUUGUUGGAGCUCAUAAAUUUGUUACCAGGGCUCAAAGACUCUUCCCUAAUCUCGAAAACUUACUGCAGAUGAUUACCAUAUGUGAUGUGCAUUCUGCUGCAAUUAAUAAAAUCAAAGGGCUUGAGAAUUGGUAUGGUAUCCUUCAGGUUCAGCCUUUGGUGGCUGAUGCCGAUACAAUCAAGAAGCAAUACAGAAAGCUUGUCCUGCUUCUCCAUCCAGACAAAAACAAGUUUCCUGGUGCAGAGGCUGCUUUCAAGUUGGUUGGAGAAGCAAACAGAGUGCUUUCUGAUCGGAUGAAACGCUCUCAGUAUGAUGUCAGAUACAGAUCCCAUUCAAUUUUAGCUAACAGGCAUGCAAAUGCAAACUCGGGUCGCCACUGUGCUGCUACAAACAAUGCUGCCCACAAUAUUGCAAGUGUUCACACAUUCUGGACGAGUUGCAGGCACUGUGGCCGUUGGUAUAAAUACUUGAAAGAAUAUAUGGACACAGUUAUGCACUGUUCCAGUUGCCGGAACAAUUUCGUUGCCCGCAGCAUGAGGUGUGAUGGAGUGCCUCCUGGUAGUUCAACGGCUGGUAAAAAAGAUUUUCAGUAUCAAGGGAUGUACAAUACAUCUAGGCAGAAUGCUCCUACUGAAGCAGAAUCAGCAAGUGCAGCAGCUGAGAUGGAUAAGAAUGGAACAGUUGAAGGGAAACUCAACAAGAAGAAUCAAGUUAAUCAGGAAAAAGGUGCUGAUGACAGGGAACUCAAGAAAGAUGAGGGUUGUACCGAUAAUAACACUGAAGGAAGCAGACCCCAGAAUGGUGAGACAGGUAGUAUGAAAGAUUCUGCUGAAAUACCUAAAGCUGAUGUAUUGAAGCCGCAACCACAAAUAAAAGAAACAGAUACUACUGCGGGAGAGUCAAUACUUGAUUCAUCAGCUCCGAAGAAAACUAAGGCAUACAAAAGGAGGAGAAAAACGGUUGAUGAAUCCUCUAAGAGUUUUGAGGUGGAUAGCUCUGUUGCUGCUGGGGCUAAAACAGAUACAAAGGGGGGAAGCGAUGGUGAUUUUGUCAACCCUCCAAGUAAAAAGACAAAACCAGGCUGUAAAUCUGAGGAUAAUAAGUCAGCUGAACAGGCUGAUUCUGGGGUCUCUUCCGCGUCUUCACAUGCUAAUAAAGGAAAUGAAGACAUCUUGUCAUCCAAAAACAAAGUUAGUGGAGGCUGUAAUGGUAAUGGAGAAGAUGCAGCCUUGUUGAGCAAGAUUGAUAGAGUUGAAAAUGGAUACAAAGCUAAUGAAAACCCUAAUACACUUGAUGUACCUGAUCCGGAGUUAAAUGUGUUUGAUGUUGAACGGAAUACAGAAAUUUUUGCUGUCAAUCAAGUGUGGUCUACAACUGAUUCUAGAGAUGGUAUGCCUAGGAAAUAUGUUCGGGUAGAGAAUGUGUUGAAUGCCGAGUUCAAGCUGCGGAUUACCUAUCUUGAGCCUGUAUGUGAUGAGAAUGAUGAUUGUAUUCCAGUUGCUUGUGGUAAGUUUAAAAAUGGGAAAACAGAGGAAGUUGAGAACCGCUCAAUCUUUUCAGGUCAAAUGCAUCACUUGCUUUGCAACAAGAUUGUUUCCAUCUAUCCUAGGAAAGGAGAAAUAUGGGCCAUUUUCAGAGGAUGGAACAAGGAAUGGAACAAUAGUGUAGAAAAGCAUAAAUUACCAUACAAGUAUGACUUUGUGGAAAUUGUGAGUGAUUUUGACGAUGUUAUCGGUGUUGGAGCGGCCUACCUGGGUAAACUAAAAGGUUCUCGUCCGCUAUUUCACAGGGAGGCAAAGUAUGGAAUUCGCCAGAUUCAAUUUUUUCCGGAAGAUAUGCUUAGAUUUUCUCACAAAGUACCAGCAAUCAAAAUGACCAGAAAAGAGAAAGAGUGUGUUCCAGCUGACUCAUAUGAACUGGAUCCUGCUGCAUUACCAAAGUAUAUACUUCAGGUUGAUGCAGUUGAAAUGGAAAUGGAUAGUGAGAUCCUGAAAGAUAAAGCUGAUAGCCCUUAUCCCGAAGCUCCCAAGGUUGGAGCGAAGGUCAAGCUAGUUCCAGAGACCGCACCAUCCCCAAGGAAACGUCGGAAAUCUGAUGAUGAUAAUUGCGUUUGCUGUAAUCUUGGGGAAGUCAAACAGGGAACAAACAGAAGCCAUGAUAUUUCUUCUUGUGAAGUUGAUGAAAAGAACACACCAAACAAGUCCAGAAAGAAUGGUGAGGCCACAGAUGGCUUCAAACUUCGAAAAUCUCCUCGUCUUCAAACGAUUCCAAGCCAACAAGGAGAUGGGAAGAAAAGUCAUAAACAAGGCAACAAAAUGAAUAACUCAAAGAAAAGUGAUAAGGAUCUUGUGACAGAUUCUUUGGGAGUUGAUGAAAAGAACACACCAAACAAGUGCAGAAAGAAUGGUGAGGCCACAGAUGUCUAUAGACUGCGAAAAUCUCCUCGUCUUCAAACAAUUCCAAGCCAACAAGGAGAUGAGAAGAAAAGUGCUAAACAAGGCAGGAAGAUGAAUAACCCAAUGAAAACUGAUAAGGGUCUUGUGACAGAUUCUUUGGGAGUUGAUGAAAAGAACACACCAAACGAGUCCAAAAAGAAUGGUGAGGCCACAGAUGUUUUCACACUCCGAAAAUCACCUCGUCUACAAACAAACUCAAACCAACAAGGAGAUGAGAAGGAAAGUGCUAAACAAGGCAGGAAGAUGAAUAACCCAAAGAAAACUGAUAAGGGUCUUGUAACAGAUUCUUUGGGAGUUGAUGAAAAGAACACACCGAACGAGUCCAGAAAGAAUGGUGAGGCCACAGAUGUUUUCACACUCCGAAAAUCUGCUCGUCUACAAACAAACUCAAACCAACAAGGAGAUGAGAAGAAAAGUGCUAAACAAGGCAGGAAGAUGAAUAACCCAAAGAAAAGUGAUAAGGGUCGUAUGACAGAUUCUUCGGGAGUCAGAAAAUCUCCUAAUGGCAUUCACCAAUCAGCAGAAAGUCAGGAAGGAGAGAGCUCGAAGAAACAAGGACGCAAUGGUGAAACACCGUCUCUGUCCAAGCUGAGUGAUUUGCCAUCUCAGGUGGAUGGUUCUACUUAUGAAUUCCCUAAUACAAGUCCUGUGUCACCAAAUUGCAAAAGACCUCGAAGAAAUGCCUUUGACUUCAAGAACCUGAGAUCUGAAGACAAAUUCGGAGUUAAUCAGGUAUGGGCUAUUUAUAGCAAUGACAAGGGAAUCCCCUCAGAGUAUGUGAAGAUCACGAAAGUUGAAACCAAGCCUAAGUUCGUGUUACGUGGAACCCCGACGAAGCUGUAUCCACCAUCUACGGAACCCGUAACCCGCCCUGUAUCUUGUGGGGAAUUUAAGUUGAAAAAUGGAAGACCUAAAAUCUUUCCUUGUGCCAGCUUCUCACAUCAGGUAAAACCCUUCGACAGUAGUAAGAUGUUCAUAGUCAAAGUAUACCCAAGGAAAGGUGAGAUAUGGGCUCUAUAUAAGAACUGUGAUAGCAGUGAAGAACAUGACAUUGUAGAAGUGGUGGAAGAUAACUGUGAUGGGGAGAUCGUAAAGGUGGUGGCUUUGACUGCUAAAGGCUCUAGUUCUCUAUACACAACUCAGAGGAAAGAAGGGGCGGGUGCGGAUUUUAUAGACAUUCCAAAGGCAGAAAUGAGUAGAUUUUCUCAUCAGAUUCCGGCUGUCAAAACAAGGCAAGUUAAAGGAGGAUACUGGGAGCUUGACCCGAUAGCAAUUCCAACUCGCACCAAAGUCUUCGACUGAGCAUAGUUCCAAGCAUGCAUCCGAUUUCUAUCUUCAGUGAUUGUGUAGAUAUGGUUAAUGCCAGAUUAGUAUAAUCUAAUGGGUAGCUUUGAGUUUGGUAUUUUGUCAAGAAAAUUAUCAGAUUAUUGUCUUUGGCGAUGGCUUAUGGAGUUGUAAGAGAAGAACAGACACUGUUUGUGUUAUUUUUCUGUGCAGCGGAGAAUUACUAGAAGUUUAUCUAAACGCAGCUUUUAGAGACAUCCGUUUAAAUUCAUAAUUCAACUUCUUCA